GGCAUAGUACACCCAACCAGUGCACUGCUUGAUUCAGGCGCUAACAGCAUCUUCAUAGAUCAGGUCUGGGCAGAGCAAGUUGGACUCCCCCUUGUAAAAUUAGAUAUAUCUAUUCCUGUCUAUAAUGUUGAUGGUACACUUAAUGCGGCUGGCUGUAUUACACACAAAUAUUCUUUUGUUGUUGAAUGCCAAGGACACAGAGAACCAGUCACCGCCAAAGCAACCCAACUAGGGAAGAUUAAUUCAAUCUUAGGCUGGGCCUGGCUAUACAAACACAACCCUGAGAUAAAAUAG
This is a messenger RNA of Serpula lacrymans var. lacrymans S7.9, 294 nucleotides long. RefSeq lists its product as uncharacterized. The annotation marks the transcript as partial. NCBI's taxonomy places the organism in Eukaryota, Fungi, Basidiomycota, Agaricomycetes, Boletales, Serpulaceae. The record is from RefSeq and is a predicted model, not a curated record. The transcript has a single exon.